UGAAGGGAGGGGAAGGUUUUUUUAAAAAAAAACUUGGAAACUUCUGCCCAGAAAGCCAUAGCAAAGAUUCAAUUGGGCUGUUUCAGUGUCAGUGCGAGGUUUUCUAUUUCUCUCUUCCUUCCCCCUCCCCUUAACAAUUUAAAUUAUUUCCCCUUCCCCUUAUGGUUUAACCCUUCGUAACCCCGCCCCGGGCUGAUGUUUGUGGAUUGUGUUGGCUGCCGGUUAAAGUUGAAAGCCGAUGAAGGAGCGGGCUGUCCGGAACAGUGGUGAAAAAAGAUAAAAGAAAAAGUCAGAUGUUCCCUAGUUUACCUGAAGGCAUGGCCUUGAAGCUGGCAUAUAAAGGUUGAUCUUCCCAAGAAGAGUGAAAGUUGGAAUCCUGGUUUUAAAAGUUUAAUCAUGACGACGAAGCGUAAUUUGUUUGGACGACUGGUGCCAUGCCGUUGUCUCCGGGGUGAAGAGGAAGCAGUCACUGUGUUGGAUUAUUCUCACUGCAGUUUAGAACAAGUACCCAAAGAAAUCUUCCCUUUCGAUAAGACUUUGGAGGAACUUUAUUUAGAUGCCAACCAGAUUGAAGAACUUCCAAAGCAACUGUUCAAUUGCCAGUCACUACACAAGCUGAGCAUGCCCGAUAAUGAUCUCAGUGUGUUGCCAGCUUCCAUUUCAAAUCUCAUCAAUCUCAGGGAACUAGAUGUCAGCAAGAAUGGAAUUCAAGAAUUUCCAGAAAAUAUCAAAAACUGCAAGGUCCUCUCUGUUGUUGAAGCCAGUGUAAACCCUAUUUCAAAGCUUCCUGAUGGCUUCACACAGUUAUUGAGUCUGACACAGCUUUAUCUAAAUGAUGCCUUUUUGGAGUUUUUGCCAGCAAAUUUUGGAAGAUUAACUAAACUGGAGAUAUUGGAGCUGCGAGAAAAUCAACUCAAGAUGCUUCCAAAAACCAUGAGCAGACUGACCCAGCUGGAGAGAUUAGAUUUGGGAAGCAAUGACUUCACAGAUGUGCCUGAAGUGUUGGAACAACUGAGUGGACUGAAGGAGUUAUGGAUGGAUGGCAAUAGACUUGCAGUGCUCCCUGGGUUCAUUGGCAAAUUAAAGCAGCUGACUUAUCUGGACAUUUCCAAGAACAACUUGGAGAUGAUUGAUGAUUCCAUUUCUGGGUGUGAGAAUCUACAGGACCUCUUGCUGUCCAGUAACGUGCUUCAACAGCUACCCGACUCCAUUGGUUCCCUUAAAAAGCUCACUACACUUAAAGUGGAUGAAAACCAAUUAAUAACUUUGCCAGACUCUAUUGGAGGGCUGUCCUGUUUAGAAGAACUUGAUUUCAGUUUUAAUGAAAUUGAAGCUCUACCUCCUACAAUUGGGCAGUUACAGAAUCAAAGAACACUUGCUGCAGAUCAUAAUUUCAUUACAGAUCUUCCAUCAGAGAUUGGUAACUGCAAGAAUGUGACUGUACUGUUCCUGCAUUCCAACAAGUUGGAGUAUUUGCCCGAGGAAAUGGGAGAAAUGCAGAAAUUGAAAGUUAUUAAUCUCAGUGACAACCGAUUAAAGAAUCUGCCAUUUACUUUCACAAAAUUGAAUGAGCUAACAGCGAUGUGGCUGUCUGAAAAUCAGUCCAAACCACUUAUUCCCCUUCAGAAAGAGGUGGAUGCAGAUACUCAGAAGCAAGUACUCACAAACUACAUGUUCCCUCAGCAGCCCAGAACAGAAGAUGCGUUGUUCAUCUCGGAUAACGAAAGUUUCAAUCCUUCACUGUGGGAGGAACAGAGGAAGCAGCGGGCUCAGGUGGCUUUUGAGUGUGAUGAGGAUAAGGACGAAAGAGAAGCACCGCCACGGGAAGGUAACUUGAAAAGGUAUCCAACACCAUAUCCUGAUGAGCUCAAAAACAUGGUUAAAACUGCACAGAGUGUGGUACAUAGAUUAAAGGAUGAUGGGAAUUCAGACGACUCUGCUCCUGAAAUGAAGCCUAUCGAUGACCGAUCAGUCACAACAAAAAAUUCUGCAGAGGUAAAAGACAAUGCAGUCGAAUUCAACAAAUCAUCAGAAAACAUGGAACUGAAUAUGGUGGAAAACUGCAUAAGCAAAACACCUGAGCAAGAACUGAGCAGCAAUGUGAAAGACGUACAGAUCAACGCAGUUGUGGAUGAUUCCGAGGUUAUAAAUAAACCCACUAAUGAUAUCCUUGAGGAUUCUGAAAAUACUACUUCGGAUGAAGAGAUGAAGGUGGCAGAAUUAAGACCACCCUUGAUUGAAAUACCAAUUACUCAACCAAAAGUAGUUGCACUGAAUAAAGAGAAAAGAGAUGAUGCUGACUCUUUACUUGAGGAUAUAAUCCCAAAUAGUAAUCAAAACAACAGUAAUUGUUCAACACCGUCUAGGAUAUCAGAUACCGUUUCCUUCAACACAGGAAGCAGCCAGGAGACUUUGCAGUCUACACCAGACAGAGAUCUGAAAACUACCGUCCCAGUCCUAAAGCGAAACAAUCGAUGUGAUGCCCCUGAAAUAUCACUGCUACAGAAUGGAGCAAAGACAAGCACACCACUUGAAAGCAGCAUGAGAAGCCUCGAGAGGAUUGAUACUCCUGUAGAGAACAAAGAAGCCAUUAAGUCAUCUGAAUUUGAGUUAAAUGCCGAGGAGAAACUAGCUCUUCUGGAGAAGGGUAUUGAUCUAAAUAACAGCGCACAGCAAUACCAGAAAUUGCUCAAGAUUGGCAUGAAUGAGAAUGAGCUUGCUGCCGAGGGUCUGAUACUGGGUUCAGGUGGGGUGACUAAAACUAACAGUAGUGUUGAUGGAAUGUUUAUUGCAGAGCCAUCGGAAAAUACUUCGGAAAGUAGUGCAAAAGUAACAGAACAUUUAAAGAAUGGAAAUGAGAUCCCUAUACCCUUCCCUCAAUAUCAAAUAAAUGGCUGCACGGAAGAAGCUAAAAGCCCUCAACCCCACAUAGAACAUGGAAAACAAUAUUCACCUGGCCUAUAUUCAGGUGGUGAUGCUGCAUUGUCUCGGAGCACGGAAGAGUUGUCCCCUCAGAGAGAAUGUCCGCGAGGGCCCGUUGUCAAAUCGCACAGUAUAACAAACAUUGAGACAGGUGGUUUGAAGAUUUAUGAUAUUAUCAAUGACAAUGGACCGCAUGAGCAAUGCUUAAUGGCAAAGGGGCCGCCUGGAGCUGGUCAGGGGCAAAACAUAACUCGCAGUAAGUCGGCCAGUCUUCUAAGUGAACAGUCCCUACAGCCAUUCACGGGAAAUUCUGCGUCGUCGUCAGAUAUUAUGUCGAGCAAAAAAGCGGUGUACACCUUUGAUCAAAAUUUCAACCCUCAAGGCAUCAGUUUGAAGAGAGGUCCUAUGGCUAUUUCACAGAUGCCUCCUGUACCUCAAUACAAUGUCCAGUACAGCAGUAGUGCAUUACCCAAAGAGAACAUGUGGCCACAGAGGCCAGCCUUUCAUACAGAGCAAGGUAGUGCAGUUUCCCAGCACCACCUGAGGUCAGAGACACUUGACAAUGCCAAUUAUGUAAAGCAUUCGGCAAAUAUGAACUUCUCCAAUCGCAACAAUUCCCAGUCCAGCAUUCCCAAUUACAACAUGCAGCAGAGGAUGGGACCUCGGCAGAUGGAGAUGUGGGGCUGCCCGCCAAAUGAGAGGCUGAUUCAGACUAAUCAGAGGACCACCUUGCAAAGGCAGAGCAGCGUCUCAUCCAAUUCUUCCGUCACGCUUCCGGAAACCCUUCACUGCAGGCGGUUUCCAGUCCCGGAGGCGGAUUAUAUGACUUACAGGGAUUUGCACACGCUUGGACGAGGGCCCCCGAUGGCUCAGGGUUCACAGAGACCUUUGUCUGCAAGGACUUACAGUGUUGAUGGGCCAUCUGCAGCCAGGCCCCAGAGUGCUCGGCCACCAGUACCCGAAGCCCCAGAGAGAACAAUGUCCAUCAGCGAUUUCAAUUACUCACGGACUAGUCCCACCAAAAGACCGAAUAUGAGAGUGAAAUCUGAGCAUUCUCUUUUGGAUGUACAGGGGAUCAAUAAGGUUCCACCUGAUUGGAGGGAGCAGGUGUUGCGUCACAUUGAAGCCAAAAAACUAGAGAAGAGCAUGCUGUCUAGGUCGUUUAAUUUCAAUUGUGCUGCUUUCAGCAGCAUGCACUCUGGAAGCUGUAGGGAACUGCACGACAGCCAGGGCAACCUUGCCUUGAGUGUUGCAGAUGGAAGGAAUUCCGGAGUGCACAUAUUCCGUUAUCCAUCACAAGGUAACAGUAUCGGCGACCCAAGUCUAGAUGAUGUCUUCAGCAUUGGCCUACAGAACUACUCGCCUGGCACAGUCAGUAUGAAAGAUAUACCUCCAGACAAUAUAAGAAAAGUGCCUUUGACAAAUGGCCAAAUGUACCAACCUUCUAGAGUCCCAGUGAACUGCAACCAACCCAACCACACAAUGUCCCAAGCAACCGUUGGGAGGCAUCCUUCCAGGGAGCAACUGAUUGAUUACCUAAUGCUAAAAGUAUCUCACCAACCACCAUAUACUCAAGGAGCUUCCACAAACCAUCUGAUGAGACAGUGUCGUGAUAUUGUACAGCAAGAGAUGCAUAUUAAAAUAGAUAAAAAUCCUGAGUUGGGUUUCAGCAUAUCUGGAGGUAUUGGAGGUCGAGGGAACCCCUUCAGACCUGAUGAUACAGGUAUAUUUGUAACUAGAGUUCAACCUGAAGGUCCAGCUUCAAAACUGCUUCAGCCUGGAGAUAAAAUAGUUCAGGCUAAUGGGUACAAUUUUGUGAAUAUUGAACAUGGACAAGCAGUGUCACUAUUAAAAACCUUCCAGAAUGCAGUGGACUUAAUUAUCCUGAGGGAAGUUGCAUCCUAAUGAUGAAUUAUGGACAAUAAGAAGAAAUCAACCAAUGUGAUCAGUUUUUAUAAGUAAUUCUGUAGCAAAAAAUGCAGCUGAUAUCACUUUUUUUACUUGGAGACGCGGGAGGAUCAAUGGACGGUUCAAUUUGUUGGUUGAGUUUAGUCUGUAUAAUGUAUUGGCAGUGUAGAGCUUGGGUGUAAGGGGCACAACCACUCUGUAUGAUAGGGGUGCAGAUGCAGAGACUGAAAUAGGUUAUAGAAACAAAUACAGCAGGGUGAAGAAUUAACAUAGCAAACAUCAAAAUCACUCUUAAUAUGAACAAACCUGUGUGCUUUUCUGUACAGAUUUUAGGUUUUAUUUUUGGAUAAUCUUAUAUAUUACUAAAGAAACUGUACAAGGCUUAAGUAGUGAGCCUGAUUUCUGCUCAGGGACAGGUGGCAGGGCUAUCUGUUCUGUAGAUUUAAGCCUUUUAUUUUUAAUCACCUUUGUAUAAUUGUUAAACGCUGAAACCACUGGGUAAGAUGUACAGGAGCUGGAAAAUGGAUGUGUGUACAGUGUUUAGACGAAUGGGUAGAUGUAUGGUUUGAGCAUAUACAAUUAAGUGACCUUGCUUGGGAGUAUCUGAAAGAACUGAGUCUGGGGCUAGGCUACCAAAGUAAGUAUUUGAUGGUUUGAUGAUGGAGAAGGUAUCAUUGAAAGUUAGACUGGGGAAGGAAACAGCAAAUUAAACCUGUCUGUGAUGAUCUGUUUCUCUAAGUUCUGAAUAGUGAAUUGGAUUCUUCAAGAACAGUCUUACUUAAGGGUUCUUAGUCCUUUUGCAAAGAGGAGGGAAUGUGGUUAUGCUGCCUACUACUCUAAGAAUGUUAUUUUAUUACACUUAUAAUUUCUAGUGCAUUUGGCCAACAUUUUAAAUAAAAACUUUCUAUCUUUACUAAAAAAAAAGGAUAUAAUUAACAAUAAUGAUGCAUAUUGAUCAGCUUUGUGUAUCACAAUAAAAGUGCCAUACGAGACCAAGAAUUAUCUUUUAAAAUGCAGGUUAAAAACUCUGCUAAAAAGCAAUACUGUAAGUCUAUAUAGUGAAGAGGGUGUAGAUCUGAUAUUAUGAAUUUUAAAA
Messenger RNA from Hypanus sabinus (Atlantic stingray), 5926 nucleotides. RefSeq names its product erbb2 interacting protein (gene erbin). The transcript is spliced from 27 exons. The record is from RefSeq and is a predicted model, not a curated record. Gene Ontology annotation, molecular function: protein binding. NCBI's taxonomy places the organism in Eukaryota, Metazoa, Chordata, Chondrichthyes, Myliobatiformes, Dasyatidae. The coding region runs from base 397 to 4827 and encodes 1476 amino acids. Gene Ontology annotation, cellular component: postsynaptic membrane; postsynaptic density; adherens junction. Gene Ontology annotation, biological process: neurotransmitter receptor transport postsynaptic membrane to endosome; neurotransmitter receptor transport, endosome to postsynaptic membrane.